Molecule: messenger RNA, 693 nt
Organism: Nezara viridula (southern green stink bug)
Lineage: Eukaryota; Metazoa; Arthropoda; Insecta; Hemiptera; Pentatomidae
Source: the annotation of a GenBank genome assembly
GUUUCUAGGAAGUUGCAAGGUAUGAAGGCUGUGACAAUUCCAUUUGAACUUCCUCUCACACAUAAACAGAGAGUUCUUAAGUUAUACAAGGAAAUUUUACGUAACCUGGAAUCAUGGUAUUACUACAGGCCAGUGUUUCGAUACCAAGCUACUAUCAUGAGGGCCAAGUUUGACCAAAAUAAAUCUGUGGCUCAGGAAAAAGCUGCACAACUAGUCUGCCUGGCUGAGCAGGAACUACACAAAAAAUCACACUAUGAAAUAAAACAAUUUCCUCAUACAAUCAGAGGUAUAGCAUAUAUGAGGGAUGUGCACAUACCAGAUUGGGUUUUAGACUACUGGCAUCCUUUGGAGAAAGCUCAAAAUGAACAAAUAUGCAAGAAAGCAAAGUGUUGUGAGCUGCCUAAUUUUACAUUGCUAUCUGCGGCUGUCCCUCCUAUUAAAAGUUUAAUGAAAAGAUUUCCAGAAUACUUUUGCAAGAGGGAAAAGCGUAAGGAGGAGUACAUUAAGAUGUGGGAAAAGAAGUAUGGACCUAGUUCUCCUGAAAAGUGCCACUGAAUUCAAUAUUCUUUUCUUUGUUUAUAUUUGUCUUCAAUCACUUGUAAAUUUAAAAUAAAAUAUUUAUAUAAUUAAUGAUAUAUAGUUUUGCAUUGUUAAAUAAUAAUAUAUAAUAAAUUGUUUAAUAAUAUUAAGUUU